AUGACGCUCAAGGCGAGCGGGGGCGAGGGCGGGGGCAGCAUGCGCACCGCGCUCUCCGACCUCUACCUGGAGCACUUGCUGCAGAAGCGCAGCCGGCCCGAGGCCGUGAAACACCAAUUGAAUGCCGUGACCGAGGACAUGUAUACCGAUGGGCCUGCUGCCCCGGGUAGCCCUACCCAGGGUAAGGGACAGGAGGUGCGGAAGGUGCGACUCAUCCAGUUCGAGAAGGUCACCGAGGAGCCUAUGGGAAUCACUCUGAAGCUGAAUGAAAAGCAGUCCUGUACGGUGGCGAGGAUUCUUCAUGGCGGCAUGAUUCACAGACAAGGUUCCCUUCACGUGGGGGAUGAGAUCCUAGAAAUCAAUGGUACAAACGUGACCAAUCACUCGGUAGAUCAGCUGCAGAAGGCGAUGAAAGAAACCAAAGGAAUCAUCUCAUUAAAAGUAAUUCCCAACCAGCAAAACCGUCUUCCUGCAUUACAGAUGUUCAUGCGAGCGCAGUUUGACUAUGACCCCAAAAAGGACAACCUGAUUCCUUGCAAGGAGGCGGGACUGAAGUUUACCACAGGGGACAUUAUCCAGAUCAUCAACAAGGACGACAGUAACUGGUGGCAAGGGCGCGUGGAAGGCUCUUCCAAGGAGUCAGCAGGCCUGAUCCCGUCCCCUGAGCUGCAGGAAUGGAGGGUGGCGAGUAUGGCUCAGUCUGCUCCCAGCGAAGCCCCAAGCUGCAGCCCCUUCGGGAAGAAGAAGAAGUACAAAGACAAGUACCUGGCCAAGCACAGCGCAAUUUUUGACCAGUUGGAUGUCAUCUCCUACGAGGAAGUGGUUCGGCUCCCUGCGUUCAAAAGGAAGACCCUGGUGCUGAUCGGAGCCAGUGGGGUAGGUCGCAGCCAUAUUAAGAACGCCCUGCUCAGCCAGAACCCGGAGAAGUUUGAGUACCCAGCCCCGUAUACCACACGGCCGCCCAAGAAGAACGAGGAGGAUGGGAAGGAGUACCACUUCAUCUCCACGGAGGAGAUGAGCAGGAGCAUCUCUGCCAACGAGUUCUUGGAGUUCGGCAGCUACCAGGGCAACAUGUUCGGCACCAAGUUUGAAACGGUGCACCGGAUCCACGAGCAGAACAAGAUCGCCAUCCUGGACAUUGAGCCGCAGACUCUCAAGAUUGUCCGGACAGCAGAACUGUCACCUUUCAUUGUGUUUAUCGCACCCACUGACCAGGGCACUCAGACGGAAGCCCUGCAGCAGCUGCAGAAGGACUCGGAGGCCAUCCGCAGCCAGUACGCUCACUACUUUGACCUCUCCCUGGUCAACAAUGGCGUGGAUGAAAUCCUUAAGAAACUGCAAGAAGCCUUCGACCAAGCGUGCCGAUCUCCACAGUGGGUGCCGGUCUCCUGGGUUUACUAA
This is a messenger RNA of Pipistrellus nathusii (Nathusius's pipistrelle), 1401 nucleotides long. The record is from the annotation of a GenBank genome assembly. NCBI's taxonomy places the organism in Eukaryota, Metazoa, Chordata, Mammalia, Chiroptera, Vespertilionidae.